UUGUGCGUGGUGACGAUGACGAGGGGACGACAUUUGGAUGAUUUCUUCUGUACGCCGCUGGUAAACUUUGGUACAUAUUUACAGAGUGGAAGAGUGACAUUAGAGAAUGUCAUAGAGAAGAUGAGUAUACGCACUGUAGUAUUUCAUCACUGUCAUCACUACCCGGCUGCGUCAGUUGUGCGUGCGGUGUUUAUGUCAACAACAAUGGCGACGACAGUCAAGAGCUACAGCAGCGAAGAUCCGCUCCUCAAGUACACGGUGGAUCAUUCCCUCAGACUGACAGACGUCCAGAAAAGGCUGAACGAGGUCACCUUCAAGCAUUCCAGAUACCAGAUGCUGGGCGCUCCUGAAGUGCUGCAGCUCAACGCCAACCUGAUUCAGGCCAUCGGUGGGAAGAAGGUGCUGGACGUGGGCGUGUUCACCGGGGCGAGCUCACUGUCGGCUGCCCUUGCCCUGCCGCCUGACGGGGAGGUGCACGCCUUGGACAUCACCGAGGAGUACCCCAGCAUUGGUAAGCCGUUCUGGGCCGAGGCUGGCGUGGCAGACAAGAUCCACCUGCACAUUGCGCCGGCCGGUCAAACCCUCCAGCGUCUCAUCGAUGAAGGUCACGCCGGAAGUUUUGACUUUGCCUUUAUCGACGCCGACAAGCCGGGCUACGACGAUUACUACGAGAAGUGUCUGGUGCUGCUGCGGCGCGGAGGUAUCAUCUCCUUUGACAACACAGUGCAAGCCGGCCGAGUCAUAGACCCCGACGACCAAAAACCUGCCACUGUGGCGAUCAGGAAACUGAACGAGAAGCUCCGAGACGACCAGCGCAUCAACCUGUCCUUCCUCAAGAUCGCUGACGGCCUCACGCUGUGCUUCAUCAAGUAGUGCUGCACGUCAGUACAUGGACAUCUUGUUCAGUAGCCUUUGGUGGAGUACCUUUCUUAAAUCAUGUUAUAACAUAAUCAUUCCGAUUAUCUUCUGGUUCACAAAUUUUGCUCUAAAAACUCAAUAUGUUAGCAAAGCAUAACUUACAUUCUGUGACUAUA
Molecule: messenger RNA, 1034 nt
Organism: Portunus trituberculatus (swimming crab)
Lineage: Eukaryota; Metazoa; Arthropoda; Malacostraca; Decapoda; Portunidae
Product: probable caffeoyl-CoA O-methyltransferase 2
Exons: 5
Coding region: 16-873 (285 amino acids)
Molecular function (GO): O-methyltransferase activity; S-adenosylmethionine-dependent methyltransferase activity
Source: RefSeq, a predicted model, not a curated record